AUGCUCGACAAGUGCAAAUCAACCGAUACAUCGCCGUUUGUGAGGAAGCACGACUGGCUGCGUCUGAAGAGGGCCUCGUACCCGUUCAAGAAGGAAACCCUCGUUACCCUUUCCCAAUACGUGUCGGGCUUACAAGACAAUUUGAAUCUCUCGCUCCAGCUUCUCAAUGGCGCUCUUAUUACACAACAACAGAAGCAGAUCCAGAGCCUGGCUUCAACAGCAUCCGCUAUCAACGUACAGACGACCAGGAUAUUAACUGUUGUUGAGCAGAGGAACGCCAUUCCUCCCAUGACGCAGGAAAUGUUGCUUCAGGUAUACCCUAACUAG
This is a messenger RNA of Aspergillus puulaauensis, 327 nucleotides long. RefSeq lists its product as uncharacterized. The record is from RefSeq and is a predicted model, not a curated record. Lineage: Eukaryota; Fungi; Ascomycota; Eurotiomycetes; Eurotiales; Aspergillaceae. The transcript is spliced from 2 exons. Bases 1 to 327 code for a protein of 108 amino acids.